Molecule: messenger RNA, 19715 nt
Organism: Rattus norvegicus (Norway rat)
Lineage: Eukaryota; Metazoa; Chordata; Mammalia; Rodentia; Muridae
Source: RefSeq, a predicted model, not a curated record
GCACCGCUGCCCUGGCAGCUGCUUGCAAGGCUGUGGUUUCCUCCGCGCUCUUCCCUUCUCCCUCUUGUUUCCACUUCCGAGAUGGGUUCCUACGCCCCUUGUCAGGUGCCACUACCUACAGCUGCACGCAUCUUAGAGACGGACCUGGGUGAGCCCUCGCCGCCCGAACCCCAUGUCCCUGCGGCGCAGCCCGCGCUACCCACCUCACCCGCAGUCCCAGCAAGCGGCGCUGCUCCUCUGAGGACGCGCACACGGUUGCUACGGAAACGACGCGGCGUUUCCCCUGACUGGUGAGGCGGUCAAAGGUCGCCUUGGCAAGUUCCGGUUCCGGUUCCGGGAUCUAGUUUGUUGUGGGCUGGCUCUGUGGUGCUGGCCGCGGGAUUUUGAGGCGUGUAUCUGAAGUCCGGGUGUGGGCCAGGGUCGCUCGCGUUCCGCGGCUACAAUCAUGGCGGCUUCCACGGCAGCCGGGAAACAGCGGAUUCCUAAAGUGGCCAAGGUGAAGAACAAAGCGCCAGCAGAGGUGCAGAUAACCGCAGAGCAGCUCUUAAGGGAGGCUAAAGAAAGAGAGCUCGAGCUCCUCCCACCCCCACCUCAGCAGAAGAUCACAGACGAGGAAGAACUAAACGAUUACAAACUACGGAAAAGGAAGACUUUCGAAGAUAAUAUAAGAAAAAACAGAACUGUGAUUAGCAACUGGAUCAAAUACGCACAAUGGGAGGAAAGUCUGAAGGAAAUUCAAAGGGCCCGAUCCAUAUACGAGCGUGCUUUAGAUGUCGACUACCGAAAUAUCACACUCUGGCUGAAAUAUGCAGAAAUGGAAAUGAAGAACCGCCAGGUCAACCAUGCCCGAAAUAUCUGGGACCGUGCCAUAACAACCCUGCCGCGAGUCAACCAGUUCUGGUACAAAUACACGUACAUGGAGGAGAUGCUGGGCAAUGUUGCCGGUGCUCGUCAGGUGUUUGAGCGCUGGAUGGAAUGGCAGCCUGAGGAGCAGGCCUGGCACUCCUACAUCAACUUCGAGCUGAGAUACAAAGAGGUGGAGCGGGCCCGCACCAUUUAUGAACGCUUUGUGCUCGUGCACCCUGCUGUGAAGAACUGGAUCAAGUACGCUCGAUUUGAAGAGAAGCAUGCGUAUUUUGCCCAUGCGCGGAAAGUCUACGAGAGAGCAGUUGAGUUUUUUGGGGAUGAGCAUAUGGACGAACACCUCUAUGUGGCCUUUGCUAAAUUUGAAGAAAAUCAAAAAGAAUUUGAAAGGGUACGAGUUAUCUACAAAUAUGCCCUGGAUAGGAUUUCCAAGCAAGAGGCCCAAGAGCUCUUUAAAAACUAUACCAUCUUUGAGAAGAAGUUUGGUGACCGGAGGGGUAUAGAAGACAUCAUCGUGAGCAAACGGAGAUUCCAGUAUGAAGAAGAAGUGAAGGCUAAUCCACACAAUUAUGAUGCAUGGUUUGAUUAUUUACGCUUGGUGGAAAGUGAUGCAGAAGCGGACACUGUGCGGGAAGUCUAUGAGCGAGCCAUUGCCAAUGUGCCACCCAUCCAGGAGAAGAGGCACUGGAAACGCUACAUCUACCUCUGGGUUAACUACGCACUCUAUGAAGAGCUGGAGGCCAAGGAUCCUGAGAGGACAAGACAGGUGUAUCAAGCAUCUUUGGAACUAAUUCCUCACAAAAAGUUCACGUUUGCCAAAAUGUGGUUAUAUUACGCACAGUUUGAAAUAAGACAGAAAAAUCUGCCAUUUGCCAGAAGAGCUUUGGGAACUUCCAUAGGCAAAUGUCCCAAGAACAAGUUAUUCAAAGGUUACAUAGAACUGGAACUGCAGCUUCGAGAAUUUGACAGAUGCAGGAAGCUUUACGAAAAGUUUUUGGAAUUUGGACCUGAAAAUUGUACCUCGUGGAUUAAGUUUGCAGAAUUAGAAACAAUCCUUGGUGAUAUUGAGAGAGCUCGGGCAAUCUAUGAAUUAGCCAUCAGCCAGCCACGCUUGGAUAUGCCAGAGGUACUUUGGAAAUCAUAUAUUGAUUUUGAGAUUGAGCAGGAAGAAACUGAGAGAACACGAAAUCUUUACCGACAGUUGCUUCAGCGAACACAGCACGUCAAGGUAUGGAUCAGUUUUGCUCAGUUUGAAUUAUCUUCUGGGAAAGAAGGAAGUGUGGCUAAAUGCAGACAGAUUUAUGAAGAAGCUAACAAAACCAUGAGAAACUGUGAAGAAAAAGAAGAGAGGCUUAUGUUGCUGGAGUCCUGGCGAAGUUUCGAAGAUGAAUUUGGAACAGUAUCAGACAAGGAGAGAGUAGACAAACUCAUGCCAGAAAAGGUCAAGAAGAGAAGAAAGGUCCAGGCUGACGAUGGGUCUGAUGCCGGAUGGGAAGAGUACUAUGACUACAUCUUUCCAGAGGAUGCUGCCAACCAGCCUAACCUCAAGCUGCUGGCGAUGGCCAAGCUUUGGAAGAAACAGCAACAAGAAAGAGAAGCUGCCGAACAGGAUCCAGAUAAGGACAUUGAUGAGAGUGAAUCCUCAUCUUUUUAAAUGUUAUUAUUGCUUUGUAUAAAUUAACAGUUUAGAACUUUGACUUCUGGAUGUUUUUAUAUAUUUACCCAGUAAGGAGUUGUUUGACAUCUUUGAAUUAUUUUUUAAAAUCUCCUGGGUUAACUAUGGAUGAGAAACUGCAAGUAAAGGAAAUUUUUGUAACAGUUUUGUUACUUGAGUCCAAGCAUUUCUAGCAUUUGCUCCCACUGUCUUUAUUAGAUGGAAUUCAUGUGUGUGUCAUCAGCACAUACUUUAGGUGGGACUGCUGACUUCUCAGUGCUCAAGGUCCAUCCUCUGGGAAUAGGCACAGGUUUUUCAUGAUGGUGUACAUGCAUCUGAAACUUUUAGCUUUCAUAUCUCUUUAAUUAAUUAAAACCAAAAAACUCGAGUUCAGUCCAGUCCUAACACUUCAUAUGGUGGCUGUACAUUUUAGUCGAUUUCUCAAGCAGUGGAAGGAUGGCACCUCAUGUUGGUGAUUCCAUUAGAAAAGGAAUAUGCUGAUGUCAAUCUUGUUCCAACAGCACACCUUCCCCUGCCCCCAGCGCCUUUUUUAGCAUCAUGUGUCUACUUCUCAUAGAAUUAAAUGGACUUGGGUUAUAUAGUCUCUAAAUAUGUGAAUUGAUUUGUAGUGAUUUUUUGACCCCAAGUCUUUAUUGGCUUAGUUAUAGAAGCUUGUUUGGAAAACAGUAGCCUGCAUCCUGAGGCACAGUGUCCUACACUCAGUUUGGGAAAUCUCGGGUCUACUAUGUUAACAUCCUUGUGAAGUAGGACUCACCAGAGCACUCCUGCCAGUCCCAAGCUUUGUGAAUUCUGCAGAUAAAGCUGCCUGGAGACUGCAUCUCCCAGCAUGCCUGAGGAUGUGUGAGCUUUAAAACUUAUCUUUAACAGUUGUCAUUAAACAGCAGGAGUCCAAAGACCCAUGGUGAUGAUGGCACUGUAGCACAGUAACACACUUGUUGGUACUCUGCUCAUAUUGCAUUUGCCUACCCUGAGAGGCACUGCUUAUCUACUUAUCCUGUAAUUCACAGCCAUUUUUUCUUUUGUUCACCAACUGUUCUUUCAAGACUAGUUUCUACCUAAAAGAACCAUUAGUAAAUAAUUGAUUAUUAAAUGUAAGUAUAUCCAUCUAAGGGAAUAAAAGCUGUUUAAUAAUAAUAUAAAUUGGGUCUUGAAAAUAAGGUAAUUUUGGAAGUUACAAGAAAACAGUACUACUAGGUAAGAUCUUUUCAGCCACCAAACUAGCACUAGGCUCAGGCGUUAACCUGAGUGUGCAUUGAAUACUUAGGGUGCUAGUCAGGAAGAAUUUGUCACUGAAUGUCCUUUGAGUUAGUGCAGAUUCAAGAUGGAGGUGAAAGCAGUUCAGAAUGCUAGUUCCAUAACUAAGCCACAUCUUCCUAGGGCAGUUCUCUGUAUGUUGCUCAUGCACAUGAAGAAACAAAUUAGUGAAUUUGCUCUUAAAAGUCCACUCAUAACAAGCAUGGGCAGAUGUGAAAGUUGAAGGAAACUUUAUUCCUCCUUGAGAACAAAAAAUUCAUUCUCUCCAACCUUAAUAUCUCAAAAUAAGACCUCUCUAAAGUAAGAGCUUUUAAACCAAGUGCUAAGGUACAUAUAUAUGUUUAUAGUCCUGACUACCACCUGAGGAUUACUGGAAGUUGAGUUCACCCUAGGAAUGUAAAAAGAUCUUACCUCAAAGAAAAAGAAUAAAUGCCAACAAACAUGCAUCUUAAUGUCAUUUCACGUGGACCUUUUUGAUUACUUCUUUACUGUCUGAUUAUCUAUCUUUACAUGAUCUUUUGGAGUUAGAUUCUGUUUCCCAUUAAAGUCUCACAUUCAAAGGUUUGAGCAGUGUUAACAGAAAAUCAGGGUUUCACAGUAAGAAUAUGUUAGGUAUGUCAGACAGGGAUGAUUUCAGAUAUGCACUUAAAAAUGUUUUAUAUAUAAAAAAGUCAAAACGAGAGGCACCAUAUCCUAAACAAUGACCCCUCCAUAAUUCUGAGUAAAAGACAACAAACUUCCAGAAAACAUUCAUAGUCAACAAUGUGUUUUACUAUACAUCUCAGAUUUAUACAUUUCAUAUAUGCUUUUAAAGCUUCAAUUAACAGAUCAAUACAAAAUAAAAUAUAUAUAUAUUUAUAUAUGUGCAGCAGUGGUUCUCAGGCACAGGAUUUAGGAGGAGGAUGGAGGGAGUCUUUCCUUGGCAUGUCAACCAUGAUAGUGGAACGUGUCCUUCUGACUUAGCUGCCUUGAUUGAACUUUACAUGGCAAACAGUUGAACAUGUAUGCCAUUGCUCAUUGGAAGGAUAAGAUUUGAAGUAAGUUCAUAGCCUGCAUGUUUUGAAGUCUUUAAGACUUAAAUGCUUGCUUUCCUCCUACGAGCUCCAAGAUCAUCCUAUGAAAAAAAUAUGUCCACAAACUGUCUGGAACACCUGCCUAAGAACCACUGCCUAUGGUUAUUCAAUGUCCUCAGGCCUCACAGGAUGAGGUAAUGGGAUGAUGGAUUUCUUCUCAGUGUCCCUGGAAAGUGCUUUCCUCAUAUCUGUUAGGAAACAAAGAUUAAUGUAAGCAACUAAUACCAAACUUUCUUAAACCAGAUUGAGUGUGUGGGUUAAGUUCCCAUCAUGUUUUGUGCCCUCCCUGUAAUCCUAAGUGGUAUGUAUGUACUUACAAGACUCCCACUGUAGUUACAACAGUUGCUUAUCAAAUCCCACCUAGAAGCCAACUAAUAUAAACGUUCUUUCUUAGAAAAAGAACACAUCUAUACCAUGAAAUGAUAAUUUAUAGAAAUUAACCACUGGCUGGUUAGUCUACAUUAACUAUUCCUAAAUUCAUAAAUGUAAUUCUUUUGAAUUUAUUAAAAUGAGUAUGUAGGCUUGUGGUGGGGAAAUAACUAUUUUGACUUUCUCUUGGAGUUACUGCCACAGCAGGAAGCUUACCGUAGGCAUCCUCAUCAGGCUCCCCAUUGCUGGCUGAGUAGUACUCUAUGACUGUCCUGUAGACACUAUAACCCAACUGCUUGUACAUGUUGACAGCAACUUGAUUGGAUACUCUAACGAAGAGAUCAACAAAAAAUCCACCUUUUCUUUAAAAAAAAGAAAAAGAAAAAAGGAAAAAAGGGGAAAUGUUAAAACUGUAAGAACUCUAGACAGUCUGGUAUGCAUCUUUAAAAAUACUAGUGCCAUGCAUAGUGUGGUGCUACUGUGGAUUACAGGCCUGUAAUCCUAGGAUUUGGGACUGAAGGGGAAGAACUGUGGAUUCCAGGCCGGCCUGGGCUACAAACAUAAUGGGCUCGAGGCCAGUCUUGGCUACAAAAUGGCAUAAAAAGAAUCCUUGGUUGACUACUUGGGGAUGGUAGUAACAACCUUGAAGUAGACAUCUUUUAUUACCACUUUUACUAUUCCAGGUAACUAUUUCAGAAUACAGAAAAAGGACCCAAGCAUAGCUGCUGUAGGAUCUGCUGGUGACUACCAGACUUCCUUUUGGUCAGUAAUACCUCCAUCUCCUCCUCAAAGCUCUUCACAUCCUGAUUCUGUGUCUAGGCUGUCUCCUUGUUUACUGCCUAUAAAGCUUUCGUUUUUGGUUGUGACCUUUCUGUAAGCAUAAUCAGUUGGGUAUUACGUUGUGAGUGACCUCAGUCAGUCCUGAGCCUCUGGAGUUACUGGAGCUAUUUUUAUUCUCUUCACUUUGUUUAUUAGCCUUUCAGUGUAUGAACAUACAACUUGCCCAUGGUCCUCUGGAAACAUUUCCAGUUCUAUUGUAAAGGAUGUUACUAUGGAUACUUUUGUUGAGCAUCUCAUGAUACAGUAUCUAAUUGGGGAUCUCACUGCUGUGUCAUGGUAUAUACACUGUCAUCUUGAUUAAAUUCUAACCUGUUUAUUCCAAGUCCACUCCUAUGUAUGAGACACAGUAUCUUGAUGUGACAUUAAUAUACAUUUCUAAUUACUAAUGAGAGGUUUGUGUCUACUGACCAUUUAAAUGUCUCCUUUUGAAUAGCUCUUAAUGACCUUUCAGUUUUUUCCCCCAGUGGCUACCAUGUGUGCUGGAUAUGCUGCAAUAUUUGAGUUUUCUGUAAGCAUCCAUCGUGUUACUUUAGUUAUCUCUGGGUGAGCAAAGUUAUGCUACUUUUACUCAGAAGAGCAAUGAGCCUUCCCUAUAUGGUCAGCACUGUUUACAGCCUACUUAAAAAGGUCUCUACACUAAGGUCAUGGGAGACUUUGGAUAUUAUACUCUGUUGCUUUUCCAUGUCCAUGUUUUAAAUAAGUCUGAAGUUUAUAUGUAGUAAAGUAGCAACCAGGGAAACAUUUCACCAUCUUUACUGAAAACUCCCACCCUGAUAUCUAAUUCACCCUCAGGAACACCAAGACCCUUAGACAUAUUCCUCAUGUUCUAAUCUUCUGCUCUCACUCUUGCACCAAUAGUCUGUGCUGCACAUUGGAUCUGAGAGGGCAGAGCUAGCUGCCCAUUGUUGAAUAUUGACAUUUUUGCUGCUCCUUCUUUUUCCCUUGCAUUCUAUAUUAAUAGCACCCUCAAAAACCUAAGUAGGAUUCUGGGUGUGAUUACAUUUACUCUAAGGUCAGUCACUUUUAUGUCUCCCCAUAAAGUUUUAUAAAUGAGUACUUUGGGGAGGCAUAUGCUCUUGAUGCCAAUUUCAAUACUUCUUUCUGGUUUUAUUGUUUUCAUUUAGUUCUAGGGACUUGUGCAUUCUUUUUUUCUAUCUGUGACAGCAGUUUGCUGCCUCCUAACCCUCUUCCCUUGUUUCCUACAUGCCUUUGCUGUGUAAAUUUCCAGAACAUUAUGAAGAGGGACUGAACGUGUACCUUUGAUUGCCAUGGCUUUGCUACUUCCCCCACUUGUGUUCUCUAGACUGCUACAAAAUACACUGCAUCUACUCAAUAGUGGUUCUUCUUCAGUCCAGUCCACACCCUGGCUCCUGGUGUAUCAUAAUUCUUUUCACUCACCAAAGCUAUUUACCAACAGUUUUUCUGCAACUUGUGCCCCCUGGCGACAGUUCCCAGUUCCUCAGAUUUUCCUCCUUACAUCAUCAAGGAUGCCUCUGCCUAAAAGCUGUGUUAAACUGACUGACUUAUUACCGUGGGAGCCCAGACUGGCCUCAGAUGCCCACUCCUCUUGCAUGCUAGGAUUACAGGUGUGAGCCGCCACACUCGGACUGAAGUCUGACAAAACUCUUAUGUCGGGAGAUUUUUCAGUAAAGAUGGUGGGACAAGUCAAUAGGCAAAAUGUUUCCCUGGUUGCUACUUUACUACAUCCAAAAAAAAAAGGUCCAGCUACUACUACUAAGGUAGGGUAGACUUACAAACUUUCAUUUUGCAUCAUCCUCACACUAAGAAUGGCUUUAAACAGUGUUGGUUUGUUAAGCCAAUCUAUGCAACAGAUCCUAUGUGGUUGCAAAGUAUUUACUCUCUGCCCUGGAAAAGCUUUCCUGACUUCUAUUCUGUUCCCUAGCUGAUUUCUACCUGACAGUUCUUAUAAAGAAGCAUAUUCAGCUGAUUAACAAUUUGUCUAGUCCAGGGUAUACAGCAUUAUUAUAUCUUCAAUGGAUUCAGUUUUUAAAAUAUCUUUGUGAAUUUGCAUGUCUGUGUGGCAUGUCCUGGUGUGUGUGUGUGUGGAAAUCAAAGGACAGCUGUGGGUCUUUGUCUCCCUGAUUUGCUGGUUCUCCACUAUGAAGACGCAGCCAUCUGGCUCACAGGUUUCUAGGAAUUGUUCCUAUCCUCCAUCUUGCUUUACCAACUGAGUCAAGAGGGGUGUUGCCAAGUCCAACUUUUUACAUGAGUUCUGAGGAUCUGAACUAGGGCCCUCAUGCUUGCAUCAAGCCAUCUUCCCAGCCAAGUCAUUUGUCAAUAUGCAAUGGCCCCUUAACAAUGGUAGUAAGUAUCCAACUAUAGUGAUUAUCAAUAUGAGAAAUCAACUUCCUUUUGGCUAUAAUUUGCAAGAUAAUUUAAUAUUUUCUUUAUUUUUCAAUCUUUAUAACCUUACACAGUCCCAUAAACAUUAUGCAUCUUUUUCUUCAUGGCACUGCUGGGGCUGGAACCCAAGGUCUUAUACAUGACUACAGAGCCUCAUCCUUAGCCCAUGUCUGUCUUUUCGCUGUAGUCAUUAUUCAUUUAUAGCUACUUAACUUCUCUUUACAUUUUUACUCCUGUAUCAAAAUUUUAUUCUUGCUUUAGUGUACAUCUAAACAAGACAUGACUAUAAUGUACGUCUCUGUACCCACUCAAACAAAACAAUGAAACCUCAGAAACUGGAGGGGAAGAGAGGUUAGUAAUUACCUAAGUAGAAUACUAAUUAUGUCCAAGGUUCCAGCUUGUUAGAACCCACUUCCCGAUAGCCUGUCUGUCACACAAUGUUAUUGAUAAAUGUGUGUAUAUCCUGCCUUCUUAAAACUUUCCUUCUGUCUUAUAUUCAGUUCAGGGAGAACAAAUAAGUUUGGGUGUUUGGGUUUUUUGCUUGCUUGUUUGUUUGUUUUUGUGUUUUUAUGAUUUUGAGACAGGGUUUCUCUGUGUAGCCCUGGCUAUCCUGGAACUGGCUCUGCAGAAGCAGCCAGAUCUCUUGCGUUCGAGGCCAGCCUGGUCUACAGAGAGAAUUCCAGGCCAGCCAAAGAUGUUAACACAGAAAAACCCGUCUCUAAAAACCAUUCAAAAUAAAAAAAGAGGGGCUGGAGAGAUGGUUCAGCAGUUUGGAGCACUGACUGCUCUUCCACAGGUCCUGAGUUCAAAUAUCUGUAACAGGAUUUGAUGCCCUCUUCUGGUGUGUCUGAAGACAGCUAUAGUGUGCUUAUAUAUAAUAAAUAAAUAAAUCUUUAAAAAAAAAAGAAAAAAUGAAAAAAAAAAAAGAAGCAGGAUUUGGUUUUUGUUUUGAACGGGCUGGUGUGUGAGUUGGCUCAGAGCACUUUUGUCUAGUUACUUCUUUAAAAAAUUGUCUUUAUUAAAAUCUACCAAUCCUGUGGAAACAAAGCCUCUAGGUCUGUAACUAUUCCCUUUCAUACCACUUUUUAGGCAGCAACUUGACAAAUGCGGUACAUAGACAUUUUGUGUCCCUUCUAGGAAAUGGAGAAACCCUUCUCUUAUAUAAUUGUGCUGCCUUUUUCUUUCUUUUCUAAAAUCUUUCACUGUGAGCAAGGUAUGACAGGUUUCUUUGAAAGUCAUAUUAUUGGCAAUUACCUAAAUGCCUCAAACUCAAGAGGUACGUGGGACAUUUGAUUUUGUUUUAAAGACAAGACAUCCUUUGUAGCCACAGUUGACCUGGCAUUCACUAUGUAGACUAACCUGGCUUCAAACUCAAGAGAUGUCUUCCUCUGCCUCUCGCCACUGUAGGGAAAGGCAUGUACUACCAUGCUUAGCCCUGGCUUCAGGCUAUUUUAUAUGUUCAGGAAAAACAUCAAAACUCUUGAUGACAGAAUUUGUAUGAAAUGGGAUUCUUUAUACUUGCUAUGAUUAACUGGUGCUUAUAUGCAAACCAUUGGAAAUGGAUUAUGUCGCAUUGGCUUCAGGGUUUAAAAAGCUACUCAGUGCUCACAGUGUACUCAUCCCUGGGUAGUGGAUGGCACAUUGUUCCUCUUCUCCUAUAGAUGGCUACUAGCUGUUGGAACAGAAACCAGUUUGAAACUGAGCUACUUGGGCCUGCAAACAUCCGCCAUAGUGCUAAGAACACCAGAGACCAUCCUUGAAAGGUUGAUUUUGAGUCCGGCUCAGCUGUCUACGGCUGGACACAGCACUGCACGAAUCCUCUCCAACAGCAGAGGAGCAGCAGUGGUGCUGCUAUGAGCUUGGCAGAGCUGCAGGGACCUACUGCAAGCUGAAAAUAAAAUUCUAAGUCCAGGCCACGACACUCAGAAAAGAGACAGUUCAUAAUCACGUGUAUUGGAAAAACGGGCUCUCACCUUUCUGAAAUUUCCUCUAGUAACUCCAUAAGUUUAGCAGCCAAGCCAAGACGGCGGAAUUCAGGGGCGACAGACAGAGCUGUGACAUGUCCAUGCCACUCUUCCCUAGCUACUGAGCCUUCUGCUUUGCCCAUAACUGCCAACAGAAAAUCGCAUCAGUAAUUAAAACACCAAUUUGCACAAAAAUUCAUAGUCUGCCAUUUGUUUCUUUUAAAAUAAAAAAACCACCAAAGUUUUAAAGUACUAUCAUCAAGUUAAUAAUUAACUUUCAUUUGAAAUGCCAUUCGCAAAUGAUAUUCUAUAUCUACUUCUAAAGUCAGACUUAAAAAACCUAAAUGAUAAACUAAAAACCAAGAACAAAGACUAGGAUACUUUUUGUUCAAAUGAGAUACAUUGAAAUAGAUUUAGGUUUUUUUUUUUUUCAAAUAGCUACAUUUAAAAUUACAUUUACGGCCUGGAGAGAUGGCUCAGCAGUUAAGAGCACCCGACUGCUCUUCCAGAGGUCAUGAGUUCAAUUCCCAGCAACCACAUGGUGGCUCACAACCAUCUGUAAAGAGAUCUGAUGCCCUCUUCUGGUGUAUCUGAAGACAGCUACAGUAUACUUAUAUAUAAUAAAUAAAUAAAUCUUUAAAAAAAAAAUUACAUUUACAAUGUAUGUAUGAUUGCAGCUACUCAUAGCUCCAGUAGCAGUUGGUUAAGUGGAGAUACCUUAAUCCCUGCCUUAUAUACAAAGUAACCAUACAGAAAUCUAACAGAAUGAUCCACAGAGACUACAGUCAUUUAUUAGGUUCACUGCUGUAUUUCUUGGCCUAGUGCACGGCUGGACACAGAAGAGAUGUGGUAAACUGUUAGUAAUUGAUCUGAAAAUAAAAUGCCAUCUUUCAUGAUUUACACCAAAUUCUAAAGUAAAGCAGACUGAAACCUGUAUUAAAAUCUUUACUCACCCAAAAAAGUACUAGUGGUACUGUACUUACUAUAACCCAUUAGCUCUCCGCCAGGUGCCUCGGCAACGAUGAAAUACUCUGGCCAGUGCGCAAGGUACUGUAAGUAAAAAGGAAUCCCAUACUAGAGCUGUUAAGGAAUAUGGGCCGUAAUAAAGAGCAAAAGGUUCCUUGUUAGAGCAUUUUCCUGUGGGUAUUUUCGUGUGGGUGGUUAUUUCAAAAUAUACUAUCAGACAGCAGGUAUGAUAGUACAUGUCUUUAAUCCCAGCACUUAGGAGGCAGAGGGAGAACAGCCAGGGCUAUGUAGAGACAAAACAAAAACUACCAUCAGGCUGGAGAAGCAGCAUGGUGGAUAAAGUGCUGUCAGCUGAGGACUGGAGUCCAAAUGCCUAUUCUCCACAUAAACGUUGGAUGGGCUUGGUUGCCUGCUUGUGAUCCCCACACAUGGGGGAAGCCGUGUAAAUAAAGUGGAGAGUGAUUAGGAAGGACAACUGAGUCAACCUCUAGCCUCUACGUCCACCCUUCACACCCACAUGCAAACACCCAUUGUCACUUUAUCCUCCACUUAGUACACUGUAACUUCUCUAAUACCAUGAAAUGGAAUAUUUACAUCAGCACUUAAUUUUUAAUAAAAUGGCCUGGACAUCUCUCUAGAUGUAGAAUGCAUAUGGUGCCAUCUAGUAGAAAACAAAAUCUCGUACAGUCUGCCUUCAGACUAAUCAGAUUGCACCUAUAACCAUAGGUGUGUGCCAUUUAUCAUCUAAGAUUACUUCCUGUUCAUGGUCCAUCUACCCUGCACUAGAAAUUCAGCUUCUCUCUCAUGUUUAUUCUAGCAACUGCUUGGCACAUAGAACAUUUGUAUUUCCUGAAUCACACUGGAGACUUCAAUGGCUAGUUUCUACUUUGACUAUAGUUAUGCAACUAUUACAUUUGUUAAGGAAUCAAUUAUAUUCAGAGGAAAUGCCUGCCUGGCCUGGCUGUGCCUGUAACCCAGCACUCCAGCAUCAGCAUCUGUAGUUCAAGUCAGACUGAGACACAAGGCGAGGCCCUCUUAUUCAGAAAGAAUGGUUACUCUUCAACACCAGGGUGUCCUUACUGCUAUGAUUCACUGCCAUGUUUGUUUCACCUUCUGUCAGCUUUCUGGUACAAUUACAUAAAAAGACAGUAUUAAUACACUUUCUACUAAAAAGUUCCCAGGAAACCCCCUCGUCUUAGGAGCCUUGAAACUCCUAUGAAGGACAGUCUCUUCUUCCAGAACUCAGGCAGCACGCCAGCAACUGACUACUACCAUGAGCUCCCCUCCAUAUCCCCACUCCCUACAUAAACCCCAGGCCUUAUAUAGUCAAAGCAUAGGUUAAUUUGUAGUCUGCCAUUUUCCCAAAGGGAAAAUUUCUGUGAUAUGAAAUUCUUCAAAAUCCUACAUAGUCAUGUAAGUGCUUUGAGGGUUUUUUGUUUUUUCUAUUCCAUUGUUUCUGAUAUGGCUUCUUGAUGCUUAUACUUAUUGUGUCCUUUUGCAUGAGGACACAACUUAAAAUACUUCAUCCCUCUGCCAGGAGACAUCUAGGCCAUUUCUAAUUUCUAAAAUAUGUCUAGAUCCUUGAUGUCCUUGAUGAAUGCAGCUUAAUUUACCAUUUCCUUACUAGUGAAUGUGAGUGACAUUCAAUUUUUUAACACAAUUCUCUUAAAAUAACUUUUAUAAUGUCACUAUUUUUGUAAAGGGAGAAUAAGAUGUGGUAUUGGGGGCCAAAAGUCUGUCAUAUCUACCCAAACUUAGAACCACAGACAGUAUGUAAAUCAACCAACAUGGCUAUAUCCCGGUAAGAAAAAUUCUUUAAAAAACUAAAUGGUAAACCAGAUUUGGCCCAUGCUUCUUAUGUUUGCCAAUCCCUGGAGUAAACUGCCUGUUGGUUCAGUCUUCAGGAAAUGGCAUUUCUUCUAAAAUGCUUUUCAGAAAGACUGUGCCAGAUGACUGUGGCACCAGCAGCUUCUAAGAAGGCACCUUACUUAGCCAGCAGCAGCACUGGGUUGUGUCUUUCCACAGUUCUGGAUAUCUGAUACAUUAAACUGGGUUCUCAGAUUUUAGUCUGCAUGCCUUUUGACGGGUGAGACUGAACUAAGUCUUCACUAGCCUCUGCCCUCUAGUAAGCGAUCAGCUACUCCCAGCAGUGUCAGUGGACAUGGUUUAGAAAUCCUAUCUGUGUUGUACCCACUGACUGAUCUGCUAUUGCAGCACAAUCAGGAAUACCCCAACCACACACCUUUGCUCAAUUUCUACUGGAUGAUAGACACUGUUAUUACUGAAAGUCCUGUAUUUCCUUCAGCAACAAGUCAGGAGAGAGAAGGGCUGUGUGGUGCUUCCCAAAGCAAUCGCCUCCCCUCUGUCGACUGCGUGCCCAGAAACACAAAGACGUGUUCUGGAAGCCGUCUAUGCCAGAAAGACCCAGGCUCUCUUGAGCAGGACUGCUGGAGACAUCAUGGAACCGCUUACCCUCUCUAGAUUUGGUUCACAGCAGAGGGAGACAGGCCCCGACUACCUGUGUCAUUGCUGCUGUCUAUGCACAGCCAGGAUUACUAUGGGAAGGUGAGCAGUAGAGCUGCAGUGUAACAGUCAUUAUCUUAAGAGUUGUGGGGGUUGGGGAUUUAGCUCAGUGGUAGAGCGCUUGCCUAGGAAGCGCAAGGCCCUGGGUUCGGUCCCCAGCUCCUGGGGAAAAAAAAAAAAAAAAAAAAAAACAACAACAACAAGAGUUGUGGGCAAGCCUAAGGCCACUCCUGCUCAGUUUUGUAAAUGUUUUCAGUGUCACUUGUGCUUUUCAGAACCUAUUCCUUAAAACAUUUUUCAGAACUCAUCUUUUUCUUCUGCUCCAAUUUUCUUCUUCAUAAACAAUCCUUAGGUUUUUUGUGUUUUUUUUUGUUUUUUUGUUUUUUUUGUUCUCAAAAAGGAUACAGUUUCUGUAAGUGGAUCCAAGUUACUGAAAAAAAAAACAAGAAAAGAGCAAGAGUUAGAAUUCUUGAGCCCAACUUAAAAGAUUAUAUUACUUAAAACAAACUAUGGGCUGGCCAUAGUGGUUCACACCUUUAAUCCCAACACUCAGGAGUCAGAGUAAAGCCAGCCCUGUCUACAAUAGCAAGUUCCAGAACAGCCAGGACUACACAGAGAAACCCUGUCUCAAAAAACUGACCAAACAACAACAAAAAACAAAAAACAAAAAAAACAUAUUUCUUCUACAACUCUAAAACCAACCUGAAAGCCAAAGAAGAUAGUUUAAAUGACCCAGGCCACAUGUGCACUAAUAGAGAGCUGUACUUUUUCACUGAACUGCCUCUUUAUAAGCAGAAUUAUAGCUUACUCCAUCAGACUCUUGCAGACAUGAGACCCAGUUAGGCAUGUGUCUCAUGUACAGCCAGUCCAAUUAACCCACUCCCAUCUCAUCAUCCCUGCCCAGCUCUGGGACUUCGCCUACAAUUUCCCCUUCUCAAAGUGGAUGGGAGUCCUUCUCCUGCCUCCACUUUUUCUCCUCCUCCUACAAAUCCUCACAGACCCCAUAUACUUUCAACUGAAGUUCACUUACUUUCACACUACUCUCUCCUGUUAACUAAGCCCUGGUGGUUGGGGAACUACCCAACAUGUCCCAUCACACCAGCCCAAAUUCAACAUUCCUGAAAACCAUCUCCAACCAUUUCUCCCCAUCAUUUCCCCAGGCUCAAAACCAGCUAUUUUCAGCUGUUUCCCUUUCUUGUCAAUCUGAGACAGAAGAAUGUCAGGUAGUCUAUACUCCUCUAGUCCAGUAGUCCUCAACCCUUCAGGUUUCAAAACCUGUAGUGAUGUAGUAUUAUGGAAAUAACUCUUAAAUCCCAAAAGAUUGGAACUUUUGUUGGACUUCACAACCAGAAUUGCUAAUACACCCUAAAAUUACUUGAGAAUAGUAGCCUACUGUGUCCUCGGCCUGUGUGCUUAACCUGCCUUUAUGAGAACAUUGUAACAAUCAAUUUACUUGCCUUGGAUUUCCAUGUAAUCAAUGUUUAGAACCUAAUAGCUUUAACCUUAAGUUAUAUAUUCUUCCAUCCUCCUGAUCCAGAACAAUGCAUGUGUGUCACUUACAGAAAGCAGCAAAUACAGAGGUUGAAAGCAGUCUUCUGAGAUGAAUAUCCUUCUUGAACACUAAAUACAGUGUUUGGAUACUGGUUGAUAAACAGUGAUUUGUGUGAUGCUAUUUGUUGUCUUGUCAGUUGGGAUCAGUUGGAGCCAGAGACCGAAUCCCUUGUAAAACUGUUACAGAUUUCUGUAAAGUAUCCCUUCUUUCCCCCAUGUGAUGCUUUCUGUGCUGCUCAAUAAACACAGAGUCCAACCCUUUGUAAGAGACAGAAACUGAACACAAACGCAGGGACAAAUUUUACAAAACAGCCUUUGAGCAGGCAGAAAUGAAGACUCAUGCACCACUCAAAGGGAGCAUGAAGUAGAGAAUUCAGUUCUGGACUUGCUUUUGCUAAAAUGACAGCAAGAGGAAGUACUUUUCUUUCUUUCCUUAAUGUGUUAACUGGGAGUUCUGUAUUUAAUCUGUGCAAAAACCCACUUUACACUUGACAAACAAGCCUAUUGUAUUUACUUACUCUGUAUUGGUUUUAUUUUGGUCAACAUAAACCUAGACAUAUGGGAGGAGGCAAACUUGAUUGAGGAAAAGCCUCCAUAAGAUUGGCCUAUAGGUGACAGGAGGCAUUUUCUUAAAUCAAUGGGUGGUUGAUGUGGGCUACUGUGAGUGAUGCCAUCCCUGGGCAGGUAGCCCUGGGGUGUAUAAGAAAGCAGACUGAGCUACCCGGGGGAAGAAGCCAUUAUCAGCAGUACUCCAUGUGUUUUGCUUCACUUCCUGCCUCCAUGUUCCUGCCUUGGCUUCCCUCAGCAGACUCUGACCCAGGGUAUUCCAACCAGUGUUUCUUAGCAUUAGAACCUUAAGGUCUACAGGCUAUAUAAGUAUUUUCAAUUUUAAGUUAUUCAUUUAAAAAUAAUUACAUGUUUAACUAACAUGAAUAAUUUUACUAAGAAAUAGUAAUGUAAAAAAAAGAUACAAGAAACCCAGUGACGGUGGCAAUGUAGUUUCUCAGUGUCAAAUAAAAAGAAAACCAUUGACUCCUCUGGUGCUCAAGAUACUUACUAUAUUCAGAGACUUACACAAAACAUGGUAGGCAAACCAACAAAACGACUGGCCUUAGUGCUGUGAGAACAGCUUCGACCUUACAGACAUCAUGAACCAAUCCUGAGGGCCUCUGGGUCCUGUGGCCCUGCCCUGUAGACACCGCAACCCUCAACUUUACAUGUUUGGCUCACCUCAACUGUCCAACUCUCUCUGCCCUUCCUCUCUCUCCUUAAACACAUGAAAAUGAAACCAAAAAAAAAAAAAGUGUAAGAAGAAAACAGCUCAAGGCCUCUAGCUGACUUCACCCACCCAAAAGCCCCUGCACCCAGACACUGCUUGCUCUUCUGCCAUUUUAAGGCUAGCAGGCCCCUCCCUCUUCUUACCACUGAGAACACGUCACUUAACAGUUUCUCUCUGGUGUUUGCACUUCUGCCUCUCCUGAAGGGAGUGUACAAAUGCAGCACGCACUCAGCCAUCAUCACCUCAUGACAGUGCACACCUCCUGCUUGGAGUCCUCUUGUUAGCUUGUGGAUCCCACUGUUUUCCUCCUACCUUGGUUUGGCCUUUCAGUUUCAUUUACUCAAGCACCUAACCUUGUGACUCAACUGUUUCCUAACAUGGCCUACUAACAAAAUGAGAAAGUGGACCCCUUUACUACCAUUAACAAGAGGAGGUGUUACCAAGCCAGGUGAGCUGAGACCUAAUGUUUGAUAUCUGUUCAUGUGUAUUUUCCUUCUACUUUAUCCAUUUCCACAUUAAGCCACUGUCUCUUCCUAAAGCUGCAUAUGCAUGAUUUGCCUGUCUAUUUCUUAAGUUCAGGCACUGUGUCAGCUACACAGCAUCUCCCAUUAUCAUUCUAGGCCAUUGCCAAGGAUCCUCAAUGGCUUACCUGUCUACUUUAUCGCCGCUAAUCAAUCACCUUGUACUCACUAGGUCAGAGUUCAGAUUGAAGAAUUUUUAAACACCAUGUGCCUGUAUCCCUCCCCAUUAUUAUUGCCUAAUACAACAGUAUGGAAGUCCUUAUAAAACAUGUUCAUUGUACUAUAUAAGUAAUUAUUGAUUUACAGUACAUGGAAGUGCUUGGGUUGUUUGCACACAACACCAUUUUAAUAAGGAGGUUGCACAUCACUGAAUUUUGGUGUAUCCUACAAUAAUCUGGAUACCAAAGGACCUCAGACUUGUGAUCCUCAGACCUCAGCCUGAGUGCCCCGGUCAACUUUUCUCAUUUAUUUAAUGGGUAUGGGUGUAUUAUACCCCAUGUGUGUGGUCUGUACACCACAUGCAUACCUGAUGAUCACUGAAGCCAGAAAAGGACAUCAGCUUCUCUGGAAUGAGUAUUACAGUAAAGUGUGAGCCUCCAUGGAUAGUGAAUCCCUGUCCUCUGGAAGAGCAGCCAGUGCUUAACAACUGAACAACCAUCUCUCUCCAGCUCCAUGGGACCAAUUUUUUAACAAUCACCAGGGUCAGUCUCCACCUACUCCACGUCAGGGUUGUGUGUGUGUGUGUGUGUCCCAAUCCUUUCCUUCACCCAGAAACUGAGGACAUCAGCACAUGACAGAAUUUGUGAAGAUUAAACGGCUUAUUAUUACAUGAGUGCCUGCCGCAAGUAUUAAAUACAGAGAGGAUUUAACAGAAGCUGGACCUAACAGAAAUUGCAACGAAGCUGAUCUGAACCAAUUAACAUAGUAAUUAAACCUGGCUUCACCGGAAGCAAAGGCCUACCCUUGCUUCACACUCCCAUUUUCUUACCUGCAACCCCCCCCCCCCGAACUUUCUCCUCGCCAAAUUUCCUUCAUCAAAGUUCAUUCCCUCUUUGAAAUGUUCAUCGUUAUCUACCCCAUAGUUUCUUCCCUUCUGCUACCUGAACCAUCCGAUCCGUACUUCUGUUAUGUCAAGCAAAUAAUCGAGGUAAUGUGUCUACUGGUGAUCACGGUAAAAUGCUGAGCUUUUAAAAUGGUCAUAAUUUUCCAAACUAAUUUUUUUUCUUUUUAAAAAGCGAGAAGGGGAGACCGGCAAAUCACGGGUCUUUUAAACUUGGACUGAAAAGAAACCACCCAGCACCGGCACCGGGGUUCCUGAGUACAGUGGAUCCCCAAUCAAAAAAAAAAAAAAAAAAAAAAAAAAUGUAGUCUAGCUGGGUGUGGUGGGGCAUGUCUUUAAUCCCAGCACUAGGUAGGCGAGAGGAAGACGUAUCUGUGAGUUUUAGGCCAGCCUGGUCUACAUAGUUCCAGGAGCCCAGGGAUACAAAAUGAGACCCUUUAAGAAAAGAAAAAGGCAGUCUACUUUGAGCGCUCCGCUACUGUAACUACCAAGCACAAACCACAACUUGCUGAGAGGGCCCGGAGCAUCGCAAGGUUACUUCACUGGGAUACAAUUUAACCAGGACCGCGCUCCUUCCUGGCCCACCCUCCUCAGUGAGCCCGCCUCAGAGAGCGGGAGCACAGUGUCCAGUCCAGCUCCUCAUCACCCCGGCGCACCCGGAGCGCCACGCCUCGGCCAAGGUCACCGGCCAGCGCACCCGCGCAGCGUCCACCCGGCCCACGGCCCCGCGAGGCUGACCCUGUCCCGCGCCGCGAAGACAGAGGCUGGCCCAAUGCGGCACUCACAUGUUGUUGAAGCGGAACAGGUCGUCGCAGGUGAAGGCCCGGAGCGUGGUCAUUGCGCCGCCGCCAGCCUCCAACCCACUCAGCGCGACCCAGCGCCCGCACUACCGGAAGUACUCGCACCCGCGGCCCCCAUGGGGUGGGACAAAGAACUACUUCCGGACCAGAGGUUGCUGGGCAACAAGAGUAGCGUCGCAGCUCUCUCUGGCGGCGGAAAUCAGCAAUUGCCUUAAUGCUCAGCACCUACAGAUCCUUUCCAGAAAGUAGGCAGAGUAACAAGGAGGAAGGAGCUGGGGUCUGAGAACCAAAUCAUAAAAGCGAGUUUCAAAACUACAAAGAUGCUUCACGGGUGCUGGGAAUUGGCUCCAGGACCUUGUACAUGAGAGGUAAAUGCUAUACCACUAUUUCCAAAAGUAGAUUCUAAUUCAUCAAGUCACAAGAGUGGUUUGAAAUCCCAGAAGACUUCCAUUCAUAGUGAACUGCAUACACCUUCACAUCAGUAAAUGGCCAGGAGAGAAAGUUAGAAAAGAAAAUCAACCGAAAUUGCAAUCCGUCAAAUAAGCCUAUUCUUCCACAGCUACAUCAAAUAUGGAGUCUGGGUAAACGAAAUAAUACAAAUGGACCACAUCA